This is a messenger RNA of Dermatophagoides farinae (American house dust mite), 2286 nucleotides long. Its product is annotated as ATP-dependent RNA helicase DDX54. Gene Ontology annotation, molecular function: RNA helicase activity; RNA binding; ATP binding. The record is from RefSeq and is a predicted model, not a curated record. Gene Ontology annotation, cellular component: nucleus; cytosol. Lineage: Eukaryota; Metazoa; Arthropoda; Arachnida; Sarcoptiformes; Pyroglyphidae.
CGUGUAUAAAUCAUUUUGGUGGCAUGAAUUCUGUUUACAUUUUUUUUCCUCAAAAAAGUUAAAAUUUUAAAUUUUUAAAAUGAAGUCAUCUGGUGGGAGUUUCCCAUCAAUGAAAUUGAGUAAACCGGUCCUUAAAGGUAUCUAUAAAAAAGGAUAUAAAAAUCCUACACCGAUUCAACGAAAAACAAUACCGAUUGUGUUGAAUGGUCAAGAUGUGGUGGCAAUGGCCCGAACAGGUAGCGGUAAAACUGCCGCUUUUCUCAUACCGAUCAUCGAAAAACUUCAAAGCCAUAAAAUAGAAAAAGGUGCUCGUGUUUUAAUAUUAUCGCCUACUCGGGAGCUUGCAUUGCAAACGUAUAAAUUUGCACGUGAAUUUGCUCGUUUUACCGAUUUAAAAUGUGAAACAAUAUUGGGUGGUGAUUCAAUGGAACGACAAUUUUCUAAGAUACAUGAAAAUCCGGAUAUUAUUAUUGCUACACCUGGACGAUUACUUCAUGUAGCCAUCGAGAUGGAUCUAAAAUUUUCUUCCGUCCAAAUGAUCGUAUUCGAUGAAGCUGAUCGUUUAUUCGAAAUGGGUUUUAAAGAACAAUUAACCGAAAUUCUUUCACGACUUUCAUCCAAGCGGCAAACAUUACUGUUUUCCGCUACGUUACCACAAACAAUUGUUGAUUUUACUCGUGCCGGUUUAAUUGAUCCAGUAUUAGUACGAUUAGAUACUGAAACGAAAAUUAGUGAAAAUUUACGACUGAUACAUUUGGGUUGUCGUAAUGAAGAUAAAUUGGCUACAUUGUUACAUUUAUUGAAAAAUGUGAUCAAAUCAAAUGAACAGAUUAUCGUAUUUUUACCAACACGUCAUCAUAUUGAAUAUAUUAAAGAAAUUUUAGAUCAAUGUUUCAUUCCAUCAACAUAUCUAUACAGUAGCCUAGAUUCUGAAGCACGUAAAAUUAAUAUUCGUACAUUUCAUUUGAAAAAAGUUCCCGUUCUUCUUGUCACUGAUUUAGCGGCACGUGGUGUCGACAUACCAUUAUUGGAUAAUGUAAUUAAUUUUAAUUUUCCAUCAAGAUCCAAAUUAUUUGUUCAUCGUGUUGGUCGUACGGCAAGAGCUGGUCGAUCCGGUACAGCAUAUUCAUUAAUCAGUAAUGAUGAACUACCAUAUCUUUUUACUUUGAGUCUUUUUUUGAAUCAACCAUUCAAAGCAGCAAAUCCAUCCAUUCUUAACAAUGAAGAUGAUGAUGAUGACGAUGGAUGCAAAUAUGGAACAGUACCACAAACAAUUAUUGAUGAAGAGAAUGAAAUCAUACAGAAAUUACAUGGACAAUUUUCGGAAUUAGAUUCAAUGGAAAAAGUAUGUCAAAGUGCAUAUAAACAAUAUUUAAAAACAAGAGAAAUUGCCGAUGGAGAAUCAGUGAGAAAAAUGAAAUCAUUUUUAGAAAACGAAAAAAUUGGCUAUCAUCCGAUUUUCAUUGAUCGAACAAUCAAACAAAAUGAUCAACGUAAAAUGGAAAAUGAACGUGUUGAAAUGUUAUCGUCGAUUAAAUCGUAUAAGCCAAAUAUGACUGUGUUUGAAAUUGGAAAAAAUAACAAAGCAAAUACGGCUCGUGAAGUGAUGAAAAUGAAACGUCAAGUUACGGAGAAAAUAUUGGGUAAAAAAUCCAAUCAUUCAUCCGAACAAACGGAAACAAAUUUCAAGGAUAAAGAAUUCUAUCUGAAUUAUCAAUCAAAUGAUUUUCAUUUCGAAAAAGGAUUACAAUUGACAAAAUCAUUCGAUACUCAAUUGAAAGAAUCGAUUCUAGAUUUCGAUGGUGAUGAGAAUGGACAAAUAACAAAAAAUCAGAAUCAUCUAAAAUGGGAUCGAAAAAAGAAAAAAUUCAUACAACCAGGAGAUGAUGGACCAAAAAUGAAAAAAAUGCGAACUGAAAGUGGAAAUUGGAUAAAUGCAUCAUAUAAAUCUGGAAUGUAUGAAAAAUGGCAGAAAAAAGCUAAAAUUAAUCCCAAUGUAACCACCGAUAAUGAUGAUGAUGAUGAUGAUGAUGGUGAUGGCGAAGAUAAACAAAAACGAAAUCGGUCAAUUAAAAUGUCAUCACGAAAAAAGCCAAAACAACAAUCCAAUGGUGACAAACGAGGACCGAAACGUGAAUUAAAAACUAAAGAUGAAAUAUUUAAACAACGUAAACGAUUAGAACGUAUACAGACACAUCAGAAAAAACGACAAAGACAACGAGUCGUUGGUCAUAACAAAGGAAAGCAAUGAAAAGAAAAGGGAAAAGAUGAAAAUUUCAAUUUUUU